GUGUUGCGACUCGUCUCGUGAACGAGAUGUGUGCUAGGUGGCGCAACCUGUUUACGUUUUUAGAGCAAAGUGUGAAAUGGUGUGAAGUGGAAGAGCUGAUGUGAAGUGCAGAAAACAUUACUAUUGCUUCGCUAGUGACUUGAAUAUUCCAUGCAUACCUAAUAUAUUCAGUGAAAUGUUUUGAUGUGUGUAGCUGCCAUAUAUCACUUCCCUUGCUGCAGUUCUCGAUUCGAGAAACCAAUCGCAUGGUGCGGUAAAAAUGCACUUCUACAAGGAGAAAAUUCUCUCGGAUGGGCAAUUAAAACGUUUGAGCGAACAUAAGUACAAUUCUGAAAGUCAAAGUUUGUUGGAUGCCUGGCUCCAACCAUGGUGGAACUGGCUUGUACGACAAGUACCUAUUUGGCUUGCCCCGAAUCUUAUAACCCUUUCAGGGCUCAUCAUCAACAUAGUGACAACUUUGAUUCUCAUCUACUACAGUCCGGAUGCAAAGUCUGAUGCACCCAGGUGGGCUUUUUUUCUAUGUGGUGUAGGAUUAUUUGCCUAUCAAAGUUUAGAUGCUAUUGAUGGAAAACAGGCAAGACGUACGGGCACAUCAAGUCCCCUAGGUGAACUUUUUGACCAUGGUUGUGAUUCAAUUUCAACAGUAUUUGUUGCAAUAUCAGCCUGCAUAGCUGUUCAAUUAGGCUACUACCCAACUUGGAUGUUCUUCCAAUGUUUUUGUGCUAUGACCCUCUUUUAUUGUGCUCACUGGCAGACUUAUGUAUCAGGUACCUUGAGGUUUGGAAAGUUAGAUGUGACAGAAGCCCAGAUCACAAUCAUGUUUAUCCACCUCAUUUCAACAAUUUUCGGGCCAAGCAUCUGGAUGGCAAAGAUUCCCCCUCUAGAAUAUUUUGAAUUACGCUAUGUGAUAGGUAUGUUUACGAUAUUGGGGGCUACAUUGAAUUUGUACAACAUGUUCCUAGUCAUCAUAUCUGGAGGAGGAGGGAAAAAUGGAUCAACUGUAGCUGUCCCAGUGGCCAACGUAAGCUUCAACGUCAUAGCAAGCAUCGGAACUUUCACGGGAUAUUUGAGAAAUUUUUUCCAGUUUUGCCAAGUCUUUGAAACGGGGGGAGUUGGUAAAAAUGGCUCAUCAGUUGCAAUCCCAGGGCUGGACAUUGAGGUGAAGCAGAUACCGAUGAUUAUCGCCGUAAUGUUGGCUGCGUUACUUGCUCAUUCCAAUUUGGCUGUAAUUGUCUCUGGCGGGGUCGGGAAAAAUGGUUCAACUGUUGCUGGAACCAGCGUUCUGUCACCUAUAAUUCCAUUUGGACUUGUGGUUGUACCAGCUUAUAUCAUUUAUCGCAAAAGUGUGCAAGCUGUGUACGAAAACAACCCAGUCUUGUACAUUUUGGCUUUUGGAAUGGUAGCUGCAAAAGUAACCAAUAGGCUUGUGGUGGCUCAUAUGACCAAAAACGAAAUGGAAUACUUCGAUUCAGCCUUAAUUGGUCCUUUAAUGCUGUUUCUCAACCAAUACUUCAAUUUUUAUAUCCCCGAGUAUAUAGUUUUAUGGAUGUGUUUGGUGUGGGUGAUGUUUGAUCUCAUGCGCUAUUGUUCAGCUGUUUGCUUGGAGAUUUGCAAUUAUUUAAGAAUCCAGCUCUUUAGGAUACCCAGUGGUGGAGGUCCUGCUGUUCACAGUGGGCCAACUUCAGUUACAGACAAGAAUGGUGCCGCAUCGGCUCAAGGAGUGCUGAACGCGUUUGCGGGCCUAGCUCGACAGCAUGACGGCCGCCCCGCCGCCGGACCUGUGCAGACUCAGAUGGGGCGACUCCAGCCCCGACAGGGGCGAGGGUCCAGCGAGAGCCUGGUGGACCUUCGAACAGAGCGCUGAUCUGCCUGAAGCGCAUCAUUCGAGGCGAAGACGAAACUAGUCGGGAUAUGCAUACAUCUUGAUUGCAUUCCAGGGCCCUGGCCAGGGCAGGACAGGAGUCAGACAAACUAUUUUUCCGUUUUGUACCCGCGUGUAUUAUAUUUUUAUAUAACGCUGCAAUAACCGAUGACGCCCCUUACGUGGCGUCCCUUUUUGUAUUUUUUUCCCCCUGAAAAAGUAGAGUUAUUUUUUGUACUAUAGUUCUAAUGAUAGAUUAACUAAGUGAACAAUUGAUUGUACGGUUUACCGUGUGUUGCAAGUCAAUUUUUCUAAAUGAGUUUUGUUAUUGUGUGACUGUUGUGCGAGUGUGUUGGUGUGCGAGACUUUAGGUUAAUUGUAGUCUUAUCUGUGACCGUGGAACGGCCGCUCUCGUAUCUCGCUGCUGAUAUUAUUAGGUUUGUCGGAUUUAUUCUUGGUGGUACAAAAGUUAAGUGCGUGCCCCUUACAACAAACGUGGUAACAACUGUGAUUACAUUCAAACUAUUUUUUUUUGGGGGGGGGGUGCGUUUUGCUCCCUCCCCUCUUUCCCCUGUUUUCUGUCCUUUUGCAGAAACAUAACUCAUUGAGCAGGUAGCCAGGGUUGCUGUUGAUUAACUUUGUGACGCAUUGUGACUAAUUAAUGAGCGCGCCACAGUCAUAUGUACAUCAUUCCAUUAAAGACAUUGCACCUACAUGCUA
Frankliniella occidentalis (western flower thrips) is the source of this 2581-nucleotide messenger RNA. It is a transcript of the gene bbc, whose product is annotated as cholinephosphotransferase 1. The record is from RefSeq and is a predicted model, not a curated record. NCBI's taxonomy places the organism in Eukaryota, Metazoa, Arthropoda, Insecta, Thysanoptera, Thripidae. Gene Ontology annotation, cellular component: endoplasmic reticulum membrane; Golgi apparatus. Gene Ontology annotation, biological process: phosphatidylethanolamine biosynthetic process. The transcript is spliced from 11 exons. Gene Ontology annotation, molecular function: diacylglycerol cholinephosphotransferase activity; ethanolaminephosphotransferase activity. Bases 260 to 1864 code for a protein of 534 amino acids.